Molecule: messenger RNA, 405 nt
Organism: Staurois parvus
Lineage: Eukaryota; Metazoa; Chordata; Amphibia; Anura; Ranidae
Source: the annotation of a GenBank genome assembly
AUAGGGUGUGUCCAUCAGUGCGCCCUCUUACAUUACGUGUCGCCAUCAGAGUGCAACUUUACAUCAGGUGCGCCCAUCAGAGUGCCCCUUUACAUCAAGUAUCCCUAUCAGAGUGCCCCCUUACAUCAGGUGUGCCCAUCAGAGUGCCCCUUUACAUCAGAGUGCCCCUUUAGAUCGGGUGUGCCCAUCAGAGAGCCCCUUUACAUCAGGUGUGCCCAUCAGAGUGCCCCUUUACAUCAGGUAUCCCCACCAGAGUGCCCCUUUACAUCAGGUAUCCCGAUCAGAGUGCCCCUUUACAUCAGGUGUGCCCAUCAGAGUGCCCCUUCACAUCAGGUGUGCCCAUCAGAGUGCCCCUUUACAUCAGGUAUCCUUAUCAGAGUGCCCCUUUACACCAGGUAUUCCCAU